UAGAAAAGUAGAAAUCAUUUUUUCGAGUUGAUUUUGUUUUUCUGUUUGAAAGACUGAAAAGCCACCCAGUGAAAUAACAAGAAGAACAAGAACCAAAAAAAACAUAUUCAUUUUAUCGUGCGUUUGAAAUCAUUUUCCAUUCCAAUAUGGAUUGUGUUCAUAAUGGAUAAUGUCCUCAAUAAUGAGCAUACAGACAACCGAAGACGGCACUGAUACUAGUUUACCAUCGUUUUCGACAUUUACUAGCGAACUGGAUCCGACGUGGGACUAUUACGAUCGAGAUCGAUCCGGUUCCGAUGUAAUUACAUCACAGAGCAAUAAUUAUACACGACCGUGGGAAAUGGAAACGAAGGAGAAGGGUUUCGAGCCAUUCUCGAAACUACCAUCGUUUCAAUCACAAUUUCACAGCUAUGCUGAAUCAAAUAUGAUGCCCGAACCAAGCCUGCCACAGGUAACACCCGUGCCAGUGCCAAUGUCGCCCAAUUCGGUGGCCAAUGCAUCGCCCGGCGGAAAUGCAUCGUUGACACAAUUGACACCAAUCAAUCCGCUACAAACCGGUUUGACACCGUUGUCAAGCCCAAGCUUUCAUACAUUAACGGCCGUUAAUUCGCGCCCAUAUGUGUAUCCACUAGUUCCAGCUCCGAUCCAAGCGCGUGAUAUUCCAGGCAUUCAGCAACAAUACUUGGAUGAACGUCACAUUCAAUUGUAUCAACCGAUUACAACGUACGCACCACCACCGCCACCACCACAAAAUGUGGUCACCGUGCUGAAAAACGAACCACCGAGCUAUGAAUUGAAAAAUGGACUGCAUCACACGUCAUUCCAGAAUCCAAUGAUUGAAAAUGGAUUCGAUCACAACAAUGGCAAAAUGGAAAAAUCCGAUUCACCAAUGCGACACAACAGCAAUGAUGCACGUAAAAAGGAUCGUAGAAAAAUCCGUGCCAGUUCGUUGGAAUCGAGCGCUGAAAGCGAAAGCAGUGCAAUGGAGACCGGCGACGGUAAUUCGGGUCAAGUGGCUGCAAUCUCAAGCACGGCCAGCUUCAAGAGUCCAGCCGUUGGAAUGGGCGAAGAAGAAACAAAUGGAGAAAAACAGACAAAAAAGAAGCGUAAGCGCUGCGGUGAAUGCAUCGGUUGUCAAAAGAAAGACAACUGCGGCGAUUGUGCACCGUGCCGUAACGACAAAAGUCAUCAGAUUUGCAAGCAACGUCGUUGCGAAAAAUUGACCGACAAAAAGGAAAUUGCCCGGCUGAAACGAGAAAAACUCAAUAAACAGAUUUACGGCGCUGACGGAUCAUUGUUACGCGCUGAAUCAAGACGUGGUCGUGGAAAAGGACGAGGCGGUGGAGCUAGUGGUCGCGGAAGAAAGGUAAAUUCUGGAGCCGCCGUAUCGCCUCGAGCUCAACCAAGUACUACUUCAUCGAUCAGUCCUGCACCAGCAGCCGUGCCACAUCCAUCACCAAACACUGCUCAAGCACCAACCGCAACUACUAUAGUGUCCAGCAACGGAACACCGACCUCAAGUGCUCCGCCACAAGUAACUUCACCACAGUAUCCUCAACAGCAUCAGGCAGUGAUACCACCACAAGUUCCGCCAACCACUACGACAGGUUUAGAGCAACACUCACAUCCUUCGCAUCCACAACAAUCGGCUCAACAGCAUCACAUUCAACAAGCUCAGCAGCCACAGCAACAAGCAGCUCAACCUAGUCAAAUGAAGGAAGCGCAACAACAACCCAUGACACCAAUGGCAUUCUAUCCAACAUGGCAAGCAGAUCCAUCUCAAGGAUGGCAGAAUCAAUUUAUCCAACAGAUUCCACAAAAUACGCCCGGAAUAUCGGCACUGAACUCAAUCGAUUUCCAACCACAAGGCUAUGCUGCUUACCAGCCAACUGGAUAUGUACAGAGUGGCCUCAGUUUUGAUCCAAACUAUGGCCGUUCGUAUGCAGCACCAGUUCAGCGAUACGAUUUUCAAAGCAAUCAAAUUCCACCAAUAAAUCAAGUGUCAUUGCAAAGUGUCAGCUUUGCGCCAACUGCUUCAUAUGCAGGCCAAGUAACCACAGGCCCAUCACCAAUGCUUUUAGGAGGACAGAAUGACUUGAAUAAGUCACGCAUGUCUUCCUCGCUAUCGGGAAACGAAAUGCCUGGGUAUCCGCGAGUGAGCAGCGUUGUUCCGCCACAGCACUCACUCAAUUGUAACGGGUACUCAGGCGAAUUCGGCGGACAACAACAGAAUGCAGGUCAACAAUCACAACAAAAUCAGAAUACUCCACAACAGCAGCAGCAGCAACAACAACAACAGCAACAGCAACAGCAACAGCAACAACAACAGCAGCAACAGCAGCCACAAUCGCUUCAGCAUGGCAUGCAUUGGAAGACGGAUACGAAUGGGAUACAUUGGAAAGCGCAAACGAAUGGUACGCGACAGCCUAUGACGGAUGGCAUAAGUCCUUGGAAAACGCAUACAAACGGAGUGCCAUCAUCGCAGCAACAACAACAAAUGUCCGGCUUGGAUGCUAACAACAAGACCGGUCAUUUUUUAUCGUAUAGCCACCAUCUCCGAGACUUAAACACAGACGGUAACUUGGCAAUCAAUAGCCCAAGUGCCGAUAUGUGUUUAUCGUCGGUUCAACCAAAUUUAAAUGUUGAACCAAACGGAGGUGGUGGCGUUCCACCGCAUUGGAAGUCAACCGCAGCGGCCGAAGCAAAUAAACCGCCCGAUGACUUUCAACCGCCGCAACAGCAACAGGCUCCAGAUAUCAUCAAUAGCAAAAAUAAAUCAUCACCAAAAUUAUUAGAUUCCGAUAAACCCGUGAAAAAACCAGCGCCAAAACGGCAACGAAAGAAACCAAAUGCGUCAGCACAAUCACAGCCGCCAGCAAAGCAAUCAACACCCGAUGAGAAAAAAUCUUCCAGUUUUAUGCCAAACUUUAACAAAGGCAAUGAUUUAUACCCGAGUGCAUAUGGAACGAAUGCAAAAUAUGAGAAUAGUUCACCAUCGCCAUACAUGCCAAGCGUACACACGCCAGAUCCAUUGAAUCCAUAUCAAACACCCGAAGGAUUUGAUCCGGUCACCGCUGCGGCAAAGCCACCGAAUAGCAACAGUUUUUUGUACGGUGGUGGCUUGGGUUCGAAACCAUUGAAACAAGAACCAUUGUCAACGAUACCACCGCCACGGCAACCGUAUCCAAUGCCCGGAUCAGGCGGCGUCUAUCCAUCGGCCCAAGUCAAAAUGGAGGGCUACGAACGUAAUUAUCAAAAUUUCAUCAAUUAUGCGGACUAUUGUCAAAGUCAGAAUAAUUCGGGAGCGGGUGGCACAGCAACGGCCACCGUGACACAUCAAUCGGAAUAUGGCCAAAACUAUGGCAACUAUCCACCAUAUUCAAGCUCUGCAUAUCAUCAUCAUUCACAUCAUCAAGCCUAUCCAAAUAGUCCAUACAAUUCAACAGGGGUGCCAAAUUUUAGUUCAAUACCAUCUGCGGAAACAAAUUGCAAUAACAACCAGCAAUCGAUGUCAUCGAAUGAAAGUCAAGACAUCAAACCAUAUGCUAUGCGUGAUACGGACAAGGAAACGGAUACAAAAAAUCCCGAUCUCACCAAAUUGACCAACUAUGAGAAGGACAUACCAAUCCAUACGUAUCCAAAUCAUGGCCGUUUCACGGAUAGCACAAGCAGCGGUCAUCAUACCGCAGAUGGUAUUAAAAAUCAUAAAAUUGAUGACGUAAGUAAGAGUUCGAAUGAACCUAGAUUUUCUGCAUUUUAUGAUGAAAAUGGCACGACAAGCCUCAGUCAGCUUGAGCAACAGCCAUCGGUGCAACAGCAACACCACCAUCAACAUCAACCACAACAACAACAACAACAAUCACAACAAUCACAACAAGCAUUUAACGGCAUUUCAUAUUAUCCACAAAAACAGGGUUCAACACUCAAUAAAGAUCAUUUGAGUACUGACAAACUAUCAACCAAUGAUGAUAUGGAUUUGGAAAAAUCGCACACAAGCACCGAUAUGGCCCAAUUGCCGAUCGAUCGAACGGAAAAGGGAAUGAAACCGGAAGUGCCUGAUUGCGAUUGCUUCGGACCCGAUGAAAAAACACCGCCCGAACCGGGUAGCUAUUAUACGCAUUUGGGUGCUGCUUCAUCGUUGGCCGAACUUCGUGCCAAUAUGGAGAAUCGCAUCGGCAUUCGUGGUCGACAGCUUCGCAUUGAAAAGGUCAUUUAUUCCGGUAAAGAGGGGAAAACAUCACAGGGUUGCCCAUUGGCCAAAUGGAUUAUUCGCCGUGUUGACAGCGAAGAGAAGAUCUUGUGCAUCGUAAAACGUCGACAAGGCCAUAAAUGUAAUGCAACAUUUAUUGUUGUUUGUAUUGUCGCUUGGGAAGGUGUGCCAAAGCAUGAAGCCGACAAUUCAUAUCGAUUGCUCAUUCACAAGUUGAAUAAAUUUGGAUUGCCCACGACUCGCCGUUGUGCGACCAAUGAAAAUCGAACAUGCGCAUGUCAAGGUUUAGAUCCCGAAACAAGUGGUGCAUCAUUUUCGUUUGGCUGUUCAUGGUCAAUGUACUACAAUGGCUGCAAAUAUGCGCGAUCAAAAACCGUGCGCAAAUUCCGUUUGUCGGUGAAAAGUGAGGAGUCGGAAAUUGAAGAGCACAUGAAUGUACUGGCCACCAUGUUGAGUCCACUGUACAAAACACUCGCACCAAAAGCAUAUGAAAAUCAAUGUAAAUAUGAAAACGAAGCACCUGACUGUCGGCUGGGAUUGAAAGCAGGCAAACCAUUUUCAGGUGUUACCACAUGUAUGGACUUUUGUGCUCACGCACAUCGCGAUUUGCAUAAUAUGCAAGAUGGCUGUACCGUUCAGGUGGGCUUAUUAAAACCAAAACCACCCGGAAUGCCACCCGAUGAUGAGCAAUUGCAUAUCCUACCGUUAUACGUAAUGGACACAACCGAUGAAUUCGACAGUGCUGAUGUGCAGAAAGAUAAGCACAAAACUGGCUGCGUUCAAGUGCUCGAGAAAUUUCCAUGUGAAGUUCGCGUUCGUGCGACUCCACUGUUGCCUUGUCGUCGGCAUGGUAAAAAGCGUAAUGGCAAAGAUAUGCCGGACGAUGAACCAGGCACACCCACCGAAGAGACUGCUCCGCCAACUCCUGCAGUGACUCCAGCCCCACCCACACCGGGCGCUGUUAAAAAGGAGAAUGGCAAGAAAAGCAACAAGAGUCAGUCGAAGCAGCAACAGUCAAGCCCAAGUCAUCCGCUGUCACGAGCUGGAACGCCAAGCACAGCCAGUACCAUUAACAAUCUUAAUAUUGGCAGCAACAGUAGCAAUACUAGUGGCAGCCCAUCAAAUCAUAGCGCAUUUUCGGCACCAAACCAAAAUAGCAUGAUGAAUUCAAAUUCGAAUCUUAUCAAUAUGGCAUCGAUGAUUGACAACUUUACCGAUGCGCAACUGCAGUCCAACCAGAUAUCAAGCACCGUAUUAGACUCUCCAUAUUCUUAUGAUUAUGCAACUGGUUCAUACAUUGACAAACGAAAUUAUUAUAAUCAACAGUGGAUUCCACCGCAUGCCAUGGAAUACGGCUAUCCAUCGCCAGCUGACCGAAAUGAACAAGUGAAAAGUCGCGGCAGCGAAGAAAAUCCCGACUCAACAACAAUCAUUAACGCCAAUAAUAGUGGCUCAGCGUUUAGUCCGAGCGUUGUAGAUGUUACAAAAAUGCAAAGACAACAACCACAAGACUAUCCAGCCUAUGGUUAUCAUCAUUCGACUCAGCCGGCAUAUCCAAUAUAUCCAACAUAUUCGACGCCAACAUACAAUCAAACGCAUCAUUACAACAAUUUGGAUUACUAUAACAAUGAUAAAUUGCGUUACAAUUUCUAUACGCCACAUCAUCCGCAUCAUCAGCCAUAUAAUCCGUAUGACAUUUACCAUCAUGCACCGGUUGGUCAAUUACCUCAAACGCAAACACCGCCGCCAAAUUGGAAUCUAUUCUCACCGGCUGCUCCAUCAGCUGUCCCAGUUGCCGCACCGACCGUAACAACGCCACCCUUAUCCAAUUCCCAGUCAAACAAUUCUACCGAACCGACGCUCACCAAUUUAUCCGGUUUGUCGGAGCAUAUGUCACCGACGGCCGUGCCCACACCACAGCCCGUUGAAAAGAUUGAAGAACCAAUCGUGCAAAAGCCCGAACCCAUCGGUGAAAUUACCGAGAUUAACGAAAAUCUCGAUUGCUUUCAAGAUACUACAUUGGGUGGUAUUGGUAUCGCACUUGAGCAUGGUUCUGUGUUAAUUGAAUGUGCCAAGCAUGAAAUGCACGCAACGUCAUCGUUGAAAAAACCAAAUCGUAAAAAUCCAACGCGAAUCACAUUAAUUUUCUAUCAGCAUCGGAAUUUGAAUCGUCAUCGGCACGGUAUCGAAGAAUGGGAGGAAAAGAUGCGUUUGAAGCGUCUCGGUAUCACAUUACCACCGGUUGAAGAGCCAAAAAUUGAAGCGCCCGCCGCAAAAUCGAACAGCAAAAGUGGCAAAUCAAAGGCAAAACCAAGAAAAUCCCGAUCCAAAGCCGCUGAAGCGAAAAAAGACAAACAAGACGUUAAAACGCCAGACAUCGCCGUAGCAAUAAAAGAAGAAAGUAAUAAAUUUUCAUAGGUGAACGAAAGAUUGAGGAAUUGGAAAUGGAUCGGUUGCAAAUGUAAACAUUUUGGCGAUGAUGACGAUGAGCCACUUUAGUUUGGUGCUGAUCGUUUUGAAUUGUAAAGUGCUUGAUACGCACAAAUACAUUGAUUUUCCAUUUUCCAUCAUCACGCAAUCGAAUCAACAAUAAAUUACGGCAAUGUGAUAAUCGAUCAAUCCACACACAUACACACACACACACACAUCUAAUAUAAAAUGAAACAAGCCUGUGACAUUCAUGCGAAAGUUGAGACAAGCGCGCGCUGACACAAAUUCCGUUAAUUUCAUUUCAAUCGAUUAAUUUUCUUUCCAUCACACUCACUCACUCACUUACUCACUCACAUACACACAGUAAACAAGUAUUACAAGCUUUUUUUUAAAGACAUUGUGUAAAAUCUGAAUCAAUAUCUCAUUCGAUUGUUAAAAUAAUACACCGAAUAUCGCAUUUCGCUGUGUAUAUAUAAAUAUAAUUUAUAAAUUAUUUUAUGCGCAUUUAUUAAUUAUUAUUAUUGAAUUCAACAUUAAAUCUAAUUAAAUUUAGCGAGAUUGUAUGGUAUUUCCAACGUAACAAUGAAUAUUUGAAAUAGAAACAACAACUGAAAACCAAUCACCCCCAAAAGACAAAUUCUCAAAAUAAAUAGAAAAGAAAACACAAAGAUACAAGAAAAAAAAAACGCGUCAUACUCAAAAUCCAUUUGAUAUUAGCUCUUGCCGAUGGGAAGAGCAUCAGUGAGAGAAUCACAUAAUACACACAAAACGGCACCAUCUAUGAGCCAUCACCAAAAGACAUAUUACAUUUAGAGCCAAUACAACACAAUAUUUAUCAAAGCCGAAAGUACAAAUUUCAUGUUAACAAACAAACAAAUAAACAACAAAAAUACUUACAAGACUACCACCCGCGAAAAAAAAACACACAAAAAUAAAAGGAAAAUAACAAACCAACUGAAGAGAUUAAAGCAGAGGAAAUACUAACCAUAUUGAUUUUCGAUGAAAAUUUCUUAUGAAAAUAUCACAUUUUUAUUUCCCUCUGCUCUUUUUAAAGACAAUUUUGCAUCAAAACUUUUCUUUUAAAAAUUUAUAAUUUUCGAAUAAUGUUUUUUGUAACCAUUAAAAUUGAGGGUGAUUAGUUUUAUAAUUUCUUGUCACACAAUAACAAUACCAACACCGGAAUUGAAUUAAAUUCCGGAAUCAAAUGAAUUGAACCAAACACUCAUCUUGCCAUUUUCUAGGAGAAGAACAAAAGAAAAAGAAGAAAAAGAAAGCAAAUCGUUUAAGAAAACUCUUUUUUUUUUCUUUCAUUUUAAAGUUAAAUAAUUUUAAGUGCCGAGAUCGCGGCGACACCGACACAAUGACUACAACCAGAUAGGGAAGCAGAUAUCUAUUGAACAAAUGAACCAGAGUUAGGAGAAAAUGAACGAAGAAAAACCAUGCAUUAUUAAUCGUAAAAUUAAUCACGUCAAAAUUGACAAAACCACAAAA
Sitodiplosis mosellana (orange wheat blossom midge) is the source of this 8131-nucleotide messenger RNA. RefSeq names its product methylcytosine dioxygenase TET (gene Tet). Gene Ontology annotation, molecular function: DNA 5-methylcytosine dioxygenase activity; DNA binding; zinc ion binding. NCBI's taxonomy places the organism in Eukaryota, Metazoa, Arthropoda, Insecta, Diptera, Cecidomyiidae. Bases 170 to 6628 code for a protein of 2152 amino acids. The record is from RefSeq and is a predicted model, not a curated record. The transcript is spliced from 18 exons. Gene Ontology annotation, cellular component: nucleus. Gene Ontology annotation, biological process: oxidative demethylation; positive regulation of transcription by RNA polymerase II.